Pseudozyma hubeiensis SY62 is the source of this 1863-nucleotide messenger RNA. Its product is annotated as proteinase. The transcript has a single exon. Bases 1 to 1863 code for a protein of 620 amino acids. NCBI's taxonomy places the organism in Eukaryota, Fungi, Basidiomycota, Ustilaginomycetes, Ustilaginales, Ustilaginaceae. The record is from RefSeq and is a predicted model, not a curated record.
AUGUCGUACCAGGAAAAGCACCCGCUGCUGCCCACGACCACUGCACCUCCCGCCUCGAACCGCAGACGCUAUCUUUGGCUAGCCGUGCUCCUCCUGCUCGCGCUUCACCACCUCUGCUCAUCCCGCAGCAAUCACUCUGCCUCCGAAUGGGGAAGUUUCCCCCGCACGGACGACCCGUUCCACUUUCUACCAUGCACCAACACCACCCUGCCCCCACCUCUCGAUGACCCGAACCCGCUCGCUUUGUGGACCUCGCUGUUCGAUCCGGACCGCACGCACUGGUCCUUUGGCAAUUCCUCCGGCCUCUACCUGUGCGGGUAUCUCGACGUGCCGCUCGACUACACCUCCCCUUCCGAUCCGCGUAUCGCCCGCCUGGCCGUAACGAAGCUGCAACACUCUCCCAUCGCUUCCAACCGCACGCUGAUCGUCGAACCUGGUGGACCGGGUGGAUCGGGCACCAAUCUGGUCUGGCGCAAAGCGGAGAAGGAUUCGCGCAUGUUCACCGACUCGACCUGGGACGUGUUGGGUUGGGACCCUCGCGGGGUCAACGCCAGCCAACCCUCGAUCAGCUGUUUCCCCUACGACGCGGAUCGCGAUCGUUUUGCGUCAACCUUCCUCCGCGACUCCCCCUCUCCGCUCCACGAAUUACUCAAAACCGACUCGCUUAACCAAGCCAUCUUUUCGGCGUGCUCCCGGAAAUACGGCGAUGUCGCGACCAUGCUCACCACCGCCUUUGUCGCACGCGAUCUGGACGAAAUCCGCAAAGCCCUGCGCAGCGAACACGUGGAUGGGUACUUUGUCAGCUAUGGAACGGGGAUCGGUCAGACGUAUGCGAAUAUGUUCCCCGAUAAAGUGGGCAGGUUGAUGCUGGACGGGACCGAGUAUGUGCGGGAUCAGAGGUUGAUCGGUGGGUUUGGCUGGGCUGCACUGGACAACAUCACCGCUGCGUUCGAGGAUGGAUUUUUGGGCGAAUGCGUCGAUGCCGGUCCUGAUCGCUGUUCGCUUGCCAAACCGCUUCCGGGUUCCACCGAACUCCCCACCAAAUCCGACCUGAUCUCUACGUUUGACCAGCUCUUUACCAACCUCACCCUUCGCCCCCUCCCCGGUUGGACCGAGAACUCGGGCCCGCUGAUCAUCACCUACACCUCGAUCAUCUCGCUCAUCUACACGUCGCUCUACGCUGCCUCCACGUGGCCCCCUCUCGCCAGCGCGUUCCACGACCUGCUGCAGGGCAACACGAGCGCGAUCUCGCAGUACGUGGACGAUUCGUGGGAGUUCGAUCCGCACUUCCCUGCGAGGCACUCGUCGGACGAGCUGGGGAUGCUGGUGAUCUGCUCGGAUCAGUGGGACUCGCCUCUACCCGCCACCUACGAUGUCGCGACGAAUGGCGAGCAGUGGUACUUGGAUCUGUGGAAACGCAUGGUUUCGCAGUCGGAGAUCGGCGGCAACGGUCGCUUCUUCGACAUCCUACCCUGCCGACACUGGAACGCCACCUUUGGUCCUCCUAAAGAAGUAUACCGCGGCGCGCUCAACCACACCCUCUCCCAUCCCGUCCUGCUGAUUGCAGAGACGUACGAUCCAGCUACACCGCUGCGCAACGGUCGUCGGUUGUUGGACGAGAUGGGUGACGGAAACGCAAGGUUGAUCGCGUUGGAUGCGUUCAGCCACUCGUCGAGGGAUUUGAGCAAGUGUGCGAUGGACAUCAUGCGCAGGUACAUGCUGACCGGCGCACUUCCAGACGAAAGAGAGACUGGAUGCAAAGCGGACCACAGACCGUACAGGGAUGUCGAGGCGCACAGUUGGAAGGACUACAUUGCUGAGCUGCGGUCCCUCUCGCCGAACCUCGUCAAACGGUAUCGCUGA